AGUCCCGCAUCACAAUAUUCGUUUUCGCGCUUUUUUUUUGCCAAACAAUUUCCGAUUUCCAAUUUAGAACGAAAAUGUCGCUUAAAAAGGCUCUCGAUGAUUGCCUGAUUGAUUUCGAUCGCCGUGUGCUGGUCACCGAUCUCCUGGAGGAGUACAAACUGCCCUACAAGGAGGUGAACGAUGUGCUGGAGGCCUACAUCAAAACGCAGGAACCAAGCACGAAGUUUGAGAAGAGAUUUCUGGUUCACGGCAAGCGUAAAACGCAAGGAUCCGAUUCCGUCGAGGAGCUAUACUCCGUGGUGCAGGAGAGCAAGCUGAAGGAUUGGCUGGCGAAAGUUCAGGAUGCCGAGUCGCAGCUCUACAGCGUGGAAAUCGCCGGGGGCUCCAAAUCGCCAGCUGCAAUUUUCAAGCCCAUGCAGCACUUGGAGGUGAAAUUGGCCAAAGUGGAGCAGCGUCCUGGAGCGGAAAAGACUGUUCCCAUUUCAAAUGGUGCGCCCCUCACCAAUGGCGUCAAAUCGGAGUCCUCCAAGUCAGGGGCUUCAAAGCCAGAUUCCACCAAAUCUUCGGUGAAAGUGGAGCCUUCAAAAACUUCGCUCAAAGCAGAAAAACCAAAGGCAGAGGUCGAAAAACCUGCAGCCAGCAAGGGAAAACCCUCUCCGGAAUCCAAGAAGACCUCGCCCAAGGAAAACGCCUCCAAAGCUAAGCCUGCAGCAGCCAAGAAGGGCAGCAUCAAUAGCUUCUUUACAGCAGCGGCCAGCAAACCAAAGGAUGUCAAGGCCACGCCCAGCAAAUCACCUGCUGCCAGCACCAUGGAGAACUUCUUCAAGAAGCAACCGCCGGGAGCUAAGAAGUCGCCACCCGAAAUGGAGGAAAAAACCAAGAAGGAAUCGACCGCUCCUCCCAAAACGGAAUCAUCCAAGAAGAAGUCACCUGCUCCCAGAACAAAACCCUCACCAGCAAACACCUCCGUCCAACUUUUCGACGAAGAAAGCGCCGAAUCCUCCGACGAGGAGGAGAAGCUGGACAAGCUGCGACGCAAUGUUAUAGGAUCAGACAACGAAUCCGAUCAGGAAAAGCCUUCGACCACCAAGCGGCGACGUAUAAGCGAUUCUGAGGACGAGGAGCAGCCGCCCAAGAAAACUGCCGAAAAAGAAGUAGUGACCGUUGACGAUGACAAAAUGGACACGGAGACAGCCAACGAAACGUAUUUGGAUGAGGAUGGAUUUGUUAUCACACAGCGCAAGCCGGCAAAACCGCAACCCGUCAAGAAAAAGGUUUCCCCCAAGACUUCAGCUCCUGUUAAUAAAAAGAAAUCGCCUCCUUCAGCCGGAAAAACUGGAAAAGAUGGGCCCAAAACAAAGCAAGCAGGUAUCAUGAACUUCUUUGCCAAGAAGAAUUAAAUGUUGUUGUUAAGGUUAUAUACUAAGUAAGCAAAUUAAUUUUUUUGUUUUUAAUAAAUUUAAAUAUGAGUUGGAAUGAUAAUGCUCAUUUUUAAAUAUAACUAACUGGUUAAAAAAAGUCUAAAUAGGAGGGAGAUCCUGAUAAGCUUCGAUUAAAAACUAGGCAGCUACUAAUAUAUUAAUACUUAUCAGCUUAUAAGGUAUAUAUAUAAAUUGAAAACUUUUAUUUAACAAAUCUCAAUAUUUAAUAUUUUGGUUUUCGCUAGACCACGAAACCUUUUUAAUACCCACUAAUUA
Molecule: messenger RNA, 1697 nt
Organism: Drosophila rhopaloa
Lineage: Eukaryota; Metazoa; Arthropoda; Insecta; Diptera; Drosophilidae
Gene: PolD3
Product: DNA polymerase delta subunit 3
Exons: 1
Coding region: 75-1400 (441 amino acids)
Source: RefSeq, a predicted model, not a curated record